This is a messenger RNA of Microsporum canis CBS 113480, 1179 nucleotides long. RefSeq names its product serine/threonine-protein kinase PRKX. Gene Ontology annotation, cellular component: nucleus; cAMP-dependent protein kinase complex. Gene Ontology annotation, molecular function: ATP binding; cAMP-dependent protein kinase activity. NCBI's taxonomy places the organism in Eukaryota, Fungi, Ascomycota, Eurotiomycetes, Onygenales, Arthrodermataceae. The coding region runs from base 1 to 1179 and encodes 392 amino acids. Gene Ontology annotation, biological process: peptidyl-serine phosphorylation. The record is from RefSeq and is a predicted model, not a curated record. The transcript has 4 exons.
AUGGCGACAACGAAAAUGAUAAAGCAGACGUUACCCGACAUAGCUCACGCAAAGGAGCAGCAGAUGCCGGAGCGUGGACAUGUUGACACUGAAGUGAAGCCAGAUCGCCUCUCGUGGCCGGCGUCGAGGCCAAGGACGCCCAAGGACGUUGUCCAAGGUCGACUGAGGGAGGCUGCUGGUCUGCCCGAUCGAGGUUUGACAAUUGGUGAUUUUGAACUCAUCAAGACACUAGGUACAGGUACCUUUGCUCGAGUAUGGCUAGCAAGGUUGCACGCUGCCAAAGAGCCAGACAACAACAUUUUUGCUCUCAAGAUACUGCGGAAAGCUGAAGUAAUAAAGCUGAAACAAGUCGAACAUGUACGAAACGAGAGCAAGUGCCUCUCCAAGGCUGCCGGCCACCCUUUUAUAACAACGCUAGUCACCACCUUCUCAGAAGAACUAUGCCUCUGCAUGCUGCUCGAAUAUUGCCCUGGCGGCGAAAUAUUUACUUUCCUCCGUCGAUCACGCAGAUUCAAUGAAGAAACCUCUAAAUUUUACGCUGCAGAAAUAACACUAGUCAUCGGGUACCUGCAUGACGUGCACGGAAUCGCCUAUCGCGACCUUAAACCCGAAAACAUCCUCCUCGACCAAGAUGGCCAUCUCAAAUUAGUUGACUUUGGCUUCGCGAAACAACUAUAUAACCUAGAAACAUACACACUCUGCGGCACUCCAGAAUACCUUGCUCCAGAAGUCAUACAUAACAGCGGCCAUGGCCUUGCCGUUGACUGGUGGGCCUUAGGCAUACUCAUCUACGAAUUUCUCGUCGGCCAACCACCCUUCUGGGACUCAAAUCCCAUGGGCAUAUAUGAAAAGAUAGUCCAAGGGAGAAUCCGCUUCCCUUCCAACAUGAAGGCUCCAGCUAAGGAUAUAAUCGGCUCCUUGUGUAAAGUGAACCCAUCCGAGCGAUUGGGGCACAUAUCUGGAGGAAGCCAGCGGGUUCGAGACCACCCUUUUUUCGAAGGUAUCAAUUGGGAUGAUCUGUAUCACAAACGGAUUAGGGGCCCGAUAAUACCGCAAGUAAACCAUCCAGCAGACACGGCGAAUUUCGAGGAAUAUCCUGAUCCGCCUGACCCGUCUACUCAGGCCGUUUACACGGAUGAAAUGAAGGAGAAGUACGAAGAGGUAUUUCAAGAUUUUUGA